AUGAGUCUCCUAGAGCACAAUUCCCCUUUCAACAAUGAAGACAACUUCGACUCGUCGUUCCAGAUGGAAACCAACUUGGAGUUCAACAAGAUCAUGGAAUCGGUGGAUGAAAGGGAAAACAAGCUCCUCUCAUCAAAGAAUAAGAAUAUCAACUUAGGAGAAUUGUUGGAAAAGGAUAAAGCUCUUCAGAAAAAACGCCUCCUGCUUGCAGAGAGCAACACCAAACCAAAAACAAAACUGUUGUUGGCGUCAUCCCCCCUCAGCUUGGACCUACAGCAGCCACAGUAUGCUAGGAACUUAUCCUCAAAAGGAGGCUCCUCUGCUGAAAAGGACCGGUAUAGUCGUUUCUCUAUGAUGUCUGACCUCUCUUUUACCUUUCCAGACGUCCCAGAGAGCCCUACUGACCCCAAGGCAUUCACGAAAACGCCAAACCAACGUUAUUCCACAAUCUCUAACGGGUCUUCUAGAUUUGUCAUCCAAAAAAGAUCUAACAACUCUCUCAAAUACCGGGAUAGAGUCUCGAAAACUUCUAGUGGGGGUAAAAGAUCCGCUUAUAUUUCAGGAGCUACCGUUGAUAGUAGACGAACCAGUAACACUGUGAAUUCUCACAGCAGUGGCGGCAGUAACACCAACUCCAGAAUCAUUGCCCCAAGGUAUAAAGUUGAGCGGUCAUAUUCUAAUGAUUCGUCAUUCAUUGGCUAUCGCAACUCAGUACGGUCGUUUUCUACUACCGUUGAUGGGUCGAUAAGGUUCUUUGACGCCGUUUCGAUUAAUGAUGAUGAUGAUGAUGAUGAUGAUGAUGACAAUGCCUUCGAUGAUAGUGACAUGAUUGGCAGCAGGUUUAGCCGAUUGAAAGCCGGAGCCCCCGGAAUCGUUGGGGUAAAUAUUGUCAAUAAAAAUAGUAACAUCCACGAAAUUGAGGACCUGUUUGGAUUGAGUCAUGGUCUUUUGGAUGAAGAUGUCGUGGAUGAUAAUAAUAGCGAUAAACACACCAUCCUAUCGAACUCAACCUCAAUCAUUCCUCCUAAUAAACAAAAAAAGAAUCUCAAACGCAAAGAAAUGACAAUUGAUAUUGCUGGAGCUCAAAGUGUCCACACCGCCACCUUGACAUUGGAUGAUGAUGCUUCUAUAGGCUCCAAUGCAUCUUCAUUGCCAUCACCGUCUUCCGAAUUAUUGAAAUUAUCAUUUGAAUCUUUGCCCGGUAUUCACAGCCCCACAGAACUCAAGUUUGGCAAUAUUGACGAUUCUGCCAGGGGAAAAAGCAGGAACUCCAAAAAUCAAAACGACCUUCUAUCAACUUCAAGAACUAAGAAGUUGGCUUCCACUCCUACUUCUGAGACUUUCAGAACCUCUCAUUUUAGAAAUUUCUCGACCCCAGCCAACAUAUAUCUGCCAAGUUCUCAAUAUUCUGAAGAUACCCAAUCGCUGAAGAAAAAGCCAUCAAAUGUCUCGAUGCCGUUAAGAUCCUCAGGUUCAAUGAGAAGGGACAACUCUUCCAACUUCCGCAGCAUUGAAACAAGUUUCGAUGAUACUUCAGACUUGACCGCAGUGGUUAGCUCUAGUAGUCGUCCGUCCAAACACAACGAUCGCUCAUCAAAUUUUGAUAAGUCUUCAAUCACCAAUAGCUCCGAGUCUCAAAAUGUGCAGUUGAAAACCAAAAAGCUUGUGAAGAAGUUUUCCAAACCGUUCUUCAGUAAUAACAGCAACAAGAAAUCUUCAUCCGAUACGUACAAACUGCAAUCUCUGACAACUUCAAAAAUCCAUCAUAAGAAAAGUUUCUCUCUUACCUCUCGCAAACCUUCCGAUCCUCUUAAGUUUGUUGAUCCAUCAUUUUCAGAAAGCCUGCCCACUGCCACUCCAUUAGGUAAUGGUAUCUCCAGUACAACGAUUCCGUUGAAUGGCAAUGUUUUGACAUCAGCAGUUCCUUCUACCCCAAACACCAGCUCUUCAGGUUCCGGAUUCAAAUUCAAAUUCCAUAAGAGAAACAUCAGUAUGGUUAACACUAAUUUGAAAGAAAAAAUGUUUUCUCGUAAUGACAGUACCGGCUCAGUCACUUCGUACUCCCACAUGAAUAACUCUAGCAUUAGUACCACCAGCUCCAGCAUUUUUUCUCAUGAGAAUAAACUGAAGGCAACUCCGCAAUCCCUUGCCAGUGUUGUUACCGGCGGUGGGACCAACAAUACUAACGCUAAUGGACCUGCUCCCCCAAAUGGAUUAUUUGCCAGUGACUAUGGUGCUUUGCUCAGUACUGAAGUGCUUGCGAAAUAUGGAAAGAUCUUGCUUGGGGCCACUCCUGCCAGAAAAAUUGCCGAAGAAAAUAAAAUCAAUUAUUUAGAUCUUCACAAUUUAAUGAAUUUGUGUAACUCAAAUAAUAAUUUGAUUUUAGAAUUUGGAGAUUUUAUCCAGUUAAGGUUGAAAGAAAUUAAGAAUAAGAUGCAAUUCAAGAAAUAUUCCGAGCUGCCUUAUAGCGAGAUUUUCAUUGAAGAGUCUUUAAAAUCCAAAAAAAUUACUAAUGUUUUGAAAAUUAUUCCGUUUAAUGCUGGAGGGAAAGUAAGUGUUACUGAUUCUGAAUCUUCUUUGGGAUCAUCCUCAUCAUCGUCGUUAUCCUCAUCUAGUAAAAGAUCUUACAGAACAUCUAAUGACAUGUACUCUAUCCAAUCGGCGAUUCAGGAAAUGAGUAUCAUCACAAAAUUGCAGAAUUGCCAAGGUUUUAUUAAUUUAAAAUCUGCGGUCGUGGUCAAAGGGGAAUACUCUAAAGAAUUACUCAAGGAGUGGGAUUUUAACCAUAUUAUCAGCCAGUCGAAUCUUAAAAAGAAACGACCAGACUAUUACAAAAGAAACCAAUUAUACUUGAUUUUGGUACUAGAUUACGGAGGAUUGACUUUAAAAGAUUAUAAUGUACAAUCAUGGCAUCAAGCAAAUAAGAUUUUCUGGAACUUGACUAGGGUGUUGAAAACCUCUGAGCUAUUGUAUAAAUUCGAGCAUCGUGAUUUGAAUUGGGAAAAUGUGUUGAUUAACGAUAUUUUGGAAGAAGAGGACGAUUGUGAAGAAGGAUUAGGAAUUUAUAAGAGCCGUGGAAACCGUAGUGCCACUUCUUUUAAUGAGGUUUAUGCAUCAGAGGAUGAUGCUGAUGAUGAUGAAACUACGGCUUCGGAAACAAAGAACAAGUAUACUUUGGACCUACGAAUUUCUCUUAUUGACUUUGCUUUCUCCAGAAUCACAACUUCUCAAAAAGUUUUUUCCAUGGACUUGUCGAAACUCGUUAAUAAUUCUGAUGUCAUUGGAAAGUUGUUGGAUGAUGAUUAUCGCUUUGACGUGUAUCAAUUGAUCCAACAAGAAAUCAAAUCUCAAAUGAAGAUGGAUUCUGAAACUACAGAGCAUAACAUCGAUAUAGAUGAUUCUCAGGAAAUUAAUUGGGAUUGUUGCUGUCCAAGAACCAAUAUAAUUUGGCUACAUUAUAUUGUUGACAAAUUAAUAACCAGCAAGAACUUGAAACCUAUUGAUAAGCCAAGAUCCAUACAACAUCACAGUAAAAAUAAUAUCAAGAGGCGUAUUGGUGAGAGCAGGUCAUCCUAUAAUAAGCAAGUGACCGGAAGAGGUGAUAACACCGUUGGUCAAAAAUCAAUUCUUAGAAAACCAAAAGUGGCAGAGUACCUCGACGUCGAGAAUUCUCCUAAUUUCAGCAAGCUUGAACAAGAGGAAUUGUUUGAAAUUAAUGAGUAUAAGAGUUACAAAGCUCUAGAGUAUCUUCAUAAAUCAUUAGAUCCGAGAGUUUCAUCAUCAACCUUGAUUCCCACUGAAGCUGCCACCAAGUCUUCUACAUCAUCGAUCCAAUUGAAGUCUGCAAAACAUGAACCAUUUUUCAAAUCGGUGUUGGAUGAUUUUGGCGAUUUAUUCGAGCUAUACAAAAGCAAAUAUUUCAGAGAAGAAGUUCAUUUUGAGGACUUUGAUAACUUGGACCAGAUUUUGAAGUGGGGAGAAUUGAACGAGUUAAUCGUUUAA
Messenger RNA from Saccharomycopsis crataegensis, 4002 nucleotides. RefSeq lists its product as uncharacterized. Gene Ontology annotation, biological process: mitotic cell cycle; intracellular signal transduction. Gene Ontology annotation, cellular component: cytoplasm; nucleus. Bases 1 to 4002 code for a protein of 1333 amino acids. Gene Ontology annotation, molecular function: histone H3T3 kinase activity. Lineage: Eukaryota; Fungi; Ascomycota; Saccharomycetes; Ascoideales; Saccharomycopsidaceae. The transcript has a single exon. The record is from RefSeq and is a predicted model, not a curated record.